UGUUGAAAUCCGCAUGCGGCGACAUUCGCUAUCUCCGAGAGAGUCGUGCCUCCGCGCUCGGACCAAUCACGGCCGUCCUUUCACUUGCUGGAAUUCGAAACUGCCGUUAAAAAGGCCGAUCACCCGUUUAUUCUAUUCCCUUUCUACGCGAAGUGAAACGAUCGUUGGGGAGGUCGACGCUGACGCGCGGAAGAAACGAUCGGAUCGCGUUUAGUCUGAAGGUCUACUUUGGUUCGGGUGAAAGUCGGGCUUCUCUCGUCGAUGAACGUUGAAUCGCGCCGUGAAUUUCUACUCAUCGCAUUUUCCGUCGCGAUCGAUACAAGCCGCCCGUCGAAACGUGCAAUUCGUAACAGUUUGCGCGAAUUGCCGCUUGCAAAGAGAGAUUAACUCGCUAUCGCGCUGAUAACGGCGCGGCACCGCGCACGAAUAUGUUAGCGUGUUACAUGACCGCGCUGCAAUGCGAGUGGAUCGAAAAUCACGGACGAUGGAAUCCCUCGAGCUUGCUGAGAUCGCAACUGAGGUCGGUCCCGAUUUUCCCGGAUCGAAACAAUGUCAACGUCGAAGGCGCCACUCACAAACAAGUGGUCGAUCUGAUCAAGUCGGGCGGCGAUGUUCUCACGUUGACCGUUAUCUCCGUGACGCCGCAGGAGGCUGAAAGAUUGGAACCUUGCGAGGAUUUGAGUUACGCGGCGAUGGACUACAGCGAGAAGAGAUCUCUGCCUAUCAGCGUGCCGGAUUAUCACGUUCGUGAAAGGAAACACGAGCGUUACGUAGUAUUCAACGUCCAUAUGGCCGGCAGGCACUUGUGUUCGCGCCGAUAUCGGGAAUUCGCGGCACUGCAUAUGGCGCUGAAGAAGGAAUUCAUAGGCUUCAAUUUCCCGAAGCUACCAGGAAAAUGGCCAUUUCAAUUGAGCGAGCAACAGCUUGACGCGAGGAGACGCGGUCUGGAACAGUAUUUGGAGAAAGUGUGCGCGGUGCGCGUGAUAGCGGAGAGCGACGCCAUGCAGGAAUUCCUGACCGACAGAUUAGAGGAGGACGGCGAUCAGGGUCCGGCGGUCGAUCUCAAGGUUCUCCUGCCGGAUCGAGAAGUCGUCACCGUUACGGUCCCGAAAGCGGCGUCGGUGAAAGACGUUUACGACGCGGUUUGCUGUCGCGUCGGAUUGGACGCGGAAACAGCCAAGUAUUUUUAUCUAUUCGAGAUUGUCGAAUAUAAUUUCGAGCGGAAGUUGCAACCGCACGAACACCCACACACUUUGUACAUUCAGAAUUACUCCACCGCGAGCGCGACGUGUUUGGCAAUACGAAGGUGGCUCUUCAAUGUAAAUAGGCCUCUGAGCGAGCAGGCAUUGACUUGGAUAUUUUGGCAAACAAUAGACGAGGUUAACAGAGGUCACAUCACCGCGGGGGAACGAUUGUAUCAACUGAAAGCGCUGCAAGAUGCUUCCAGAAAGCAUGAGUAUCUAAAACUGGCGAGGGAACUCAGCGGGUACGGCGACAUUGUGUUCCCGCAUUGCGCGUGCGACUCGAGAAAGGAAGGCCACGUGAUACCUGCGGUCGGCACGGCGGCUUUCAAGUUGCACGCCGCGAAGGAGGACGGCACGUUGGAAUCCCAAGUGGUGGAAUUUCAAUGGAGCACUAUUAAUCGAUGGGAAGUGGACGAGGACGGAAUGGCGUUCUGCUUCCAAUACACCCGCCAGGAUAAUCGUCCGCCUCGUUGGCUCAAAGUCUUCACUCCUUAUUUCACGUUCCUCUCGGAUUGCUUCGAUCGAAUAGCCGAGGAAGCGAAGUGGGACGAUCCGGGAGAAUGACGUAGUGUCCAACGCUAAGAGACAUCGCAACGUUGAUCCGGUCUCUCCAUUGGAUAUCUCGCAUUCGUCUCUAUAGUCGAAAUUUUUUUUUUUUUUUUUUUUUAUU
Molecule: messenger RNA, 1914 nt
Organism: Pseudomyrmex gracilis
Lineage: Eukaryota; Metazoa; Arthropoda; Insecta; Hymenoptera; Formicidae
Gene: Snx27
Product: sorting nexin-27
Exons: 7
Coding region: 429-1808 (459 amino acids)
Biological process (GO): signal transduction; intracellular protein transport
Cellular component (GO): early endosome
Molecular function (GO): phosphatidylinositol-3-phosphate binding; protein binding
Source: RefSeq, a predicted model, not a curated record